GUCGCAUGACCGCUCUGAAAGGGGGCUCUAUAAAACCAGAGACGCCCUGAUAAAACCAGCCAAGCAUGAAUUAUGCCCAAACAACACAUUAUAUCGAACAGGGAACAGUAGAAAGUGCACGUGUAAUGAAGCAUGGUUGAUAAAUAUCGGUCAAAUCAUGUAGCUACUUCAACAAAGUUAGGCCUAUUCAAACGACGAGCCGGGCCUUAUAUGCUGUGCAGGAAUGUGAUUUAAAAAAGAUGAACACCAGGCAGUCUUGUAAAUGUUUUAGUGAGGCAAUCACCAUAGUCAAGUCUCAGCGUCAAGAUUAUAAUGGCACAAUUUGAUAUCCGCCACUACUACGACUACUAAAGCUUCUGAAUGGUAAUUAACGAAGCCAGUGAUUACGCGAAUGGUAUCAGUGUCCUCUAAUCAUCUUAGACAUCGCAGGUGUUUUGUACCAUCACAAAACUAGAUAACAAAAAAAAUCGGUAGGUCAACAGCUUAUUUCUUCACUUUUGGAGCUGGAUAAGCGACGUUUACUUGAUAGACAGCCAUGAAUGAGAGAUUAGGAGAUCGAUUUCGUCACAUAUUCGUGAUUAUUUUGGUGGUGCUCUUCGGGUCGGGAUCAUGGUUGGCCAUCAAUGGAUUAUGGGUGGAACUGCCCCUCAUGGUAGCCCUCGGAAUCCCUGAAGGAUACAAUCUUGCCUCCUACCUGGUCAUCAUCAUCCAGUUAGCGAACGUUGGACCUCUUUCGUUCACGGCCUUCAGCUACUUCGUGAAGGGAAACAAGCUUGAGAUCCCCACCAUAUACUUGAGUUUGUCCGCUGGAGUAUUGGCAUGUCUUCUUCUUGUAUUCUUCUGGGAUGCGACGACUGUUUGGGGAGUGUUUGGAGAACCACGCAGUACUGCAUUGAUAUGCCUGUCUUUCGUCCUAGCUCUGGUGAACUGUACAUCCUCGGUGACAUUCAUCCCGUUCAUGGUCAAACUGAAAAGCUCGUACAUGACAUGGUUUUUCGUUGGUCAGGGUUUUAGUGCCUUGGCACCAAGCUUGGUAGCCCUCGGACAAGGCGUUGGCAAGCAGGUGUGCGUCGCCAAUUACACUUACCUCUCAACUGGCGACAAUUGCACAUCAUGGAUGUCGCAAACGCAACCGGCUAAAUUCGCACCAGAGACCUUCUUUUCGUUCCUCUGCGCAUCCAUGUUUCUGUCCUUCGCAGCCUUCCUUUUCCUGCACAUUCUUCCUUCGUCCAAGAAGGAGUACGCUCAGCAAACUACCGAGACACAGUCAUCCUCUGAAAAAUACAACGAGUCAAGGUCUAGCGAGACCGAAUUCAACAAAGAGGACAGUACGGAAAAACAAAAGGCUUCAGACAGACUAGAAGAAGAGACUUCUGAGCAACGACAAGGAUAUUCUAAAGGAGAAUACGCCAUUUUAUUUGUCAUCCUUGCCAUUACCAAUGCCUUAAGCAACAGCGUUCUUCCGUCAAUCCAGAGCUUUUCUUGUGGCGCCUACGGCUUCAAUGCUUAUCUUCUAGCGGCUACAUUGGGCCAGGUAGCCAAUCCUUUAGCUUGCUUCAUCGUCAUGUUCUUCCCACAGACGAGUCUGGUCUUGGUAGCAGGGACCUGUCUUCUAGGACUCCUGAUGGGAGGUUAUUGCAUGGCCACAGCUUUACUGAGUCCAGCACCACCCCUACAGGGAGAGAUAUCAGGAGUCGUUCUUGUGGUGAUAGCUUGGAUCCUAGCAGGUGGUCUCUUUGCUCACGUGAAGGCCACCAUCGGGUUUAUCCUCCGUAACCAGCCCCAAAACCAUCGACUGCUGACAUGGUACGGUAUCGUCACCCAACUUGGCUCAAUGACAGGCGCCCUCAUCAUCUUUCCCUUCGUCAAUGUCCUCUCUGUGUUUGUACCGUACUACAGCGAUCCAUGUCAAGGAUAUCCCAUCUGCGAGCCGUCAUAGCAUUUGGAUUGCUAGUAUGUUUGAGCAUUUCUGAGCAGCUCGACUUUGGACAGUACCAAAGUUAGCAGUGCAAAGAAGCGUCAUUGCUAUUAUCGAGUACGUAUAAGGUUUGAUGAGCUAUUUAAGGGUGUUCGUUGACCACAGUAGUGGCUUCAGAGUU
Molecule: messenger RNA, 2099 nt
Organism: Lytechinus variegatus (green sea urchin)
Lineage: Eukaryota; Metazoa; Echinodermata; Echinoidea; Temnopleuroida; Toxopneustidae
Product: solute carrier family 52, riboflavin transporter, member 3-A-like
Exons: 3
Coding region: 536-1939 (467 amino acids)
Biological process (GO): riboflavin transport
Cellular component (GO): plasma membrane
Molecular function (GO): riboflavin transmembrane transporter activity
Source: RefSeq, a predicted model, not a curated record